This is a messenger RNA of Culex quinquefasciatus (southern house mosquito), 438 nucleotides long. RefSeq names its product zinc finger protein 512B-like. The record is from RefSeq and is a predicted model, not a curated record. NCBI's taxonomy places the organism in Eukaryota, Metazoa, Arthropoda, Insecta, Diptera, Culicidae. The transcript has 2 exons. The coding region runs from base 1 to 438 and encodes 145 amino acids.
AUGAAGGAUUUCAUCAUCCUGUCCGUACUUAUUGCCGUCGUGGCCGGUGCUGCCAUUGACUCGCAGGAAAAAACCGUCGAAAAGCGUGACCUGUUCGACGAGCUGGAAGACUACGCCCAAGAGUCCAAGCCGGUGACCAUCACCAAGAAGGUCCCGGUGCCGUACCCGGUCAAGGUGGAGAAGAAGGUGCCCGUCUACAUCGAGAAGAAGGUCCCCGUGUACAUCACGAAGAAGAUUCCGGUGCCCGUCGAUCGGCCAGUGCCCGUGCCGAUCAAGGUUCCGGUCAAAAUUCCCGUCGUGCACAAGCAGGUCGUCCGAGUUCCCAAGCCGUACCCGGUCAUCGUGAAGAAGCCGUACCCGGUGUUUGUGAAGAAGCCCGUCUACGUGGAGAAACCGGUGGAACUGACGCUCCACAUUAAGAAGAAGCAGAAGCAUUAG